This is a messenger RNA of Prosopis cineraria, 1333 nucleotides long. RefSeq lists its product as uncharacterized. The transcript is spliced from 7 exons. Gene Ontology annotation, cellular component: histone deacetylase complex. Gene Ontology annotation, molecular function: protein binding; transcription coregulator activity. The record is from RefSeq and is a predicted model, not a curated record. Lineage: Eukaryota; Viridiplantae; Streptophyta; Magnoliopsida; Fabales; Fabaceae. Bases 430 to 1122 code for a protein of 230 amino acids. Gene Ontology annotation, biological process: regulation of DNA-templated transcription.
GGAUUACUCUCUCUCUCUCUCUCUGUUUUUUUUUUUUUUUACAUGAACACCAACAUUGUUGCAUUCAUUGUGGCGGAUCUGGGUCCGUGAGCGAGAUUGGAGUCCCUUCCUUGGAUUCCCUUCGCAUUUAACACCUCUAUAAUUUCGAGUAACAAAAGUUCAUUUGUAUGGAUUCAGGAACCUGAUCUCGAGAAGAAGUUGCUGCUUGAAUCACAGUAGGUUUCAAUUGCAUGCUAGUCCAGUUGAGCAAGAAUGAAGCUUCAGUACUGAAAGUUAAUUUUUGAGGGAAUAUCAUUAUAUUGAUAAGUAAUCAUUGCUCCAUCUCAAAUCCAGAAAUUGAAGCGGCCUUGAGUUUGGAUGAGACUGGCAUUCAGGUUCUAUGUUUGAAAUCUCUACAUUGUAAUUCAAGACCUGGAUAGAACGGUCAGGAUGCUGGAGCCUGACUUAUGCUCUUCACGAGUAUUAUCGCCCUUCCGCGAGGAAAGUGGAGAUGAAGAACUUUCGGUUCUUCCGAGGCACACUAAAGUUAUAGUCACUGGUAACAAUAGAACCAAGUCUGUGUUAGUGGGACUGCAAGGCGUGGUCAAGAAAGCCGUCGGCCUCGGAGGUUGGCAUUGGCUGGUCUUGAAAAAUGGGGUUGAGGUUAAGCUGCAAAGGAAUGCAUUGAGUGUGCUAGAACACCCUACCGGGAACGAAGAAGAUGAUCUUGAUUAUGAUAACUCUAGCAGUGGAUCUGAAAUCCAUGAAAAGGACAACGAUUUUGCUACUAGUAUUGACUUUCACAAGCCCGGCAAGCCAAGAGUUAGACAUUCGAAGCCUUAUAUGCAGUCUAUAUCAGCAAAGGCAAGCAACCGUGGAAGUUACAGAGAAGUCCAUUCCAUUCUCGCGCCUCAGCCUAGGGUGAACUUGGCAAACAUGGGAACAGAGUCAUUGUGGAGAUAUUGCAGGCAUUUUAAACUUUUGAACAGUAAUUCGAAUCCAACUAGGGAACAAAUGGUUAGAGCCGUGCAGCGUCAUUUUGCUUUGCAGCUUAAAGUGGACGAGGUACCAGUAAUCAAAGAGUUCCUCCGCGGGGCCAAGAGGCUGAAGGCUGUUGACCCACCUGCCGAGUCACAACUCUGAAUGACUUGCGAUUGUAAUUAUAUGAUAUACAUACAUAUAUAUAUAUAUAUAUAUUAGCCCUAACCUUAGACCUUAGCUGCUAAUUUCAAACUCCAGAGAGAUUGAUAGGCUGGUUGGCCUGCCUGAGUGAGCGUUCAAUCUCGCCAAAUCUGACCUUGUAAUAUCGGGUUGAUUCCCUAGUUUAUAUGAUAUGCCUAGGUAUUAUAUCUCU